UUCUCAAAUAGUAUUUUCUUCUAUCCUUUGUGAACAAAACCUUUAACCAGUCCAGGGCUUAAUCAUGGCAAGAAGGACCAGCAGAUACGACUUACCGAUGGCAGGUUCAACAACUGUGAAUGACACCACACACUGUAUCAUUCCGGCUCACACUGAUGGACGGCUUCAUGAGUUGAACCAAGAGUUAAUAAAACUUGAAAAGCAAUUGGAAGAGGAAAAUAAACUUGCAGAAGCGUUGGAGAAAGCAGAGAAGGAGGAGUCAAGAAAGGAUCAGUGGUGGAGGAAGCCCAUUGAAGAGCUUGACAUGGAGCAGCUUAUGACAUUUGCUAAGAUGUUGGAAGGUCUCAAGAAAGAUAUUCGUAAGGAGAUAAAUUCACGCUCUAUGGAUCUUAACAACGUUAAUAGUCGUACUUUCAGUAAUGCUGCCGAGAAUGUCAAUCCAUUUGGUGGUAACUAA
Oldenlandia corymbosa var. corymbosa is the source of this 457-nucleotide messenger RNA. The record is from the annotation of a GenBank genome assembly. NCBI's taxonomy places the organism in Eukaryota, Viridiplantae, Streptophyta, Magnoliopsida, Gentianales, Rubiaceae.